AAAAGGUUUCCAGUUUCAACUGGGUUUGAUCUGGCUCAUUACUUUGAUCCCAAUACUCAGGAGCUAGAGGUACAUGAAUCUCUGUGAGUUCAAGGCCAGCAUGGUCUACAUAGUGGGUUCCAGGACAGCCAGAGAUGCACAGUGAGAUCAGAUCCAAGUGGGAGAGAUCGGGCGUCAUGAGAACAAGGGUGGGAGUGUAACCCAGGCCUUCCUCAGCAUGGUCACAGGAUUCUCCUCUCUCAGGACAUUUACCUAAGUCGUCCCUCCAAUCUCACCAGUGGAGCAAAGUGACAGCAGGAGGGAAUGUGACUCUGCACUGCCAGAAGCCAGAUAAUAUGACUGAGUACACAAUGUUCAUGCUCCUGAAGGAAGGCGUUCCAUCACCUGUCCAGGUUCAGAGUUCAGAAAGCAACAGAGCAGACUUCUCACUUCAUAAUGUGACAGCCACGGACACAGGAAACUACAGCUGUGUCUACCACCAGAAAGAAGCCCCUUUCUUGGCCUCACACCCCAGUGAUCACCUUGAGAUCUUGGUGUCAGAUCCGAAUGAUGACCAGACCGACAUGGAGAAAGAUGGUGAGUGACUCCACCACACCCAGCC
Messenger RNA from Peromyscus leucopus (white-footed mouse), 601 nucleotides. RefSeq names its product T-cell-interacting, activating receptor on myeloid cells protein 1-like. NCBI's taxonomy places the organism in Eukaryota, Metazoa, Chordata, Mammalia, Rodentia, Cricetidae. The record is from RefSeq and is a predicted model, not a curated record. The transcript is spliced from 2 exons. Gene Ontology annotation, cellular component: plasma membrane. Bases 336 to 584 code for a protein of 82 amino acids.